AUGUGCCAAGGCCAAGGCGGGUUUAUUAAAAUGUCUGAAGGGCCGGGGAGGGGUUGUUUGAUGACAUUUCUAGUUCUUACCUCGUUAAUCUACAAGUCAUCUCAGAUAGGUUCAGUUACACCAGAAAUUAUUGUACUAGAUACCAAUGGCAACCAAAAAGAAUUAGAUGGUAUUGCUAUUGUUUACAAUUCCUACGUCACUUUAAUUUGCCGUACAGUAUCUGACGAACAUCUUCUAAGAUGGCUGUAUGCACCAUCACAAGAUGGAACGUUUACGCCACUAAAUAAUACAGGCCAUAUUACCAUUUCGUCUCAAAAAAAUGAAGAAGUAUCGUUGCUACUCGUCAGCGUUCAGUUUAAUAUGUCGGGCGUAUAUCAGUGUACUAAUGGACUUGCCAGUCGUCAGAUAGAUGUUCACGUUUAUGGAGUUUUAAACAAGAUUAGUAGUACUGUCCACUUGAUAAAAAAACAUGAGGUGGUUGGUGCUUACAGUCUUCAGAUUAACACAAUCAAUUCAAGUUAUCAUCCUGUUGUUGCGUGUGAAUUCCGAGUUGGUUCAAACGGUAUACGAUACACUACUGUCCGUUGGAGAGGCGGAAAGUAUCAUGUUAAACCCAAUCUUUACAAAGUUACUGAGAGUCGAGACGAAAAGUCUGGCAUUAUAUGGAGUAAUUUGACAUUGCUUCAUCCUUCCUAUGACCAAGAACUGUACGGAAAAUAUUAUUGCAUGUUCAAUAUUGUGCCUGGUACUAUGGAGACAGCUGAAUUACAAAUAAGCAUUCCACCAUUAAUACACAAAAAUGAACGUAGUGUAAAUCUUUAUUCUGGUGUGAAAUACACUUACUUCUGUGAUAUUAUUGCCUACCCACCAAUCACUGAACCUAUUUCAUGGAUGAGGAAUGAUGUUCCUCUAGUAAUCCAACAUAAUGGUCGAAUUCCUGUUCAUGAUAAUUCUGAAAAUCGUAUACAUUUUGAAAGUAAAAACGUUCUCAAUGAUCAAAUUGUAUUCGAUACAAUACAACCAGAUGAUAGAGCUGUCUAUUCAUGUUUUGUUCGUGGAGCAUUUGGAAAUGAUACAGCAGCUUUCUUUUUACGAGUAAAAGAUCGUCGUGCUCCUCUAUGGCCUUUAAUUGGUAUUAUCCUAGAGGUGGUAGUUUUGUUCAUAAUUAUUUUAAUUUAUGAAUUAAAACGCCGUGAGCGUACUAAACGAGAAGAAGCUGAAGAAAAUUUGGUCACAUCUAGCAAAACACCAAAUGCAGCAUAUGGAAUUGAUGAAGCGAGUGAGAAUAUGUUAUUACGACAACGAGGUGAUCGUCACUAG
Schistosoma curassoni is the source of this 1320-nucleotide messenger RNA. NCBI's taxonomy places the organism in Eukaryota, Metazoa, Platyhelminthes, Trematoda, Strigeidida, Schistosomatidae. The record is from the annotation of a GenBank genome assembly.